AUGCAAGAGGAUUUUCAAGACAAGGCUGGCAAUGAACUCUUCUUUGCUCUGCCAGCAAAUUUAUUACUCUCAGCAGAAGGGAAUGAAUCCAAUGCCUACCAACCUUUCAUGGAUCCCUACCAUCAGUGCCAUUCAAGACACAGACAAACCCAGACACCAGAGAUCAUAAGGACCAGGAACUCUACCUGCUUUGAGUCAACAGUGGAUGCUAUGAGAUCCAGAACCCCAGUGAUGAAGAAUCUAUUUGUUCUCAAAGAUGUCAGUGAUAUUGACAGAUAUUCAAGGUUCAUUUUUCCUGCUUCAUUUGUAGUCUUCAACAUUUUCUACUGGGUAUUUUACACCAUGAAAGCAAAUGAGAUGCUCUUGGGUGUGGCCUGUCUCAUUGCAGCUGUAGAAUUCGUGGGGGAGUCUAAGAGUGUUUCAGAAGAAGAAGGGACAUAUAUUUCGGAUGAAGUCAGAAAGGAUCUGAAAUUGGCUAUGAAAUGCAGUGGUUCCUCAAAACCAGUCAAAAAGAAAGAUGACACCAGGGGUGCUGGAGAAGAGGAGGAUGGUAUGGACCAAGGGAUAGCUGAACUGCUGUGA
Notodromas monacha is the source of this 582-nucleotide messenger RNA. The record is from the annotation of a GenBank genome assembly. NCBI's taxonomy places the organism in Eukaryota, Metazoa, Arthropoda, Ostracoda, Podocopida, Cyprididae.